Etheostoma spectabile (orangethroat darter) is the source of this 7101-nucleotide messenger RNA. RefSeq names its product microtubule associated serine/threonine kinase 2 (gene mast2). The record is from RefSeq and is a predicted model, not a curated record. Gene Ontology annotation, cellular component: microtubule cytoskeleton. Gene Ontology annotation, biological process: cytoskeleton organization; peptidyl-serine phosphorylation; intracellular signal transduction. Gene Ontology annotation, molecular function: ATP binding; protein serine/threonine kinase activity; protein binding. Lineage: Eukaryota; Metazoa; Chordata; Actinopteri; Perciformes; Percidae.
GCCCACCCUGACCCCCGCCGGUGUGACAGGGUGAAGCCAGCGUCCGUCAGCGAGCGUCAGAGCGAUGGUGGCGCGUCGGCGUUAGCAUGUCUGACUCCUUCUGGACGGUGCUCUCCGAUUUCUCUCUGCCCAACAGAAGCAUGCUGCGGCGCUCCAAGAGCUGUCGGACGAGCAACAGGAAGAGCCUUAUUGUGACAUCCAGCACCUCCCCCACCCUGCCAGGACCACACUCCCCUCUGCAUGGACACACAGGUACCAGCCCACUGGACAGCCCUCGCAACUUCUCCCCGAACACAGCUGCACACUUCUCCUUUGUUCCUGCGCGCAGGACGGAUGGCAGACGCUGGUCUCUGGCCUCGUUGCCGUCCUCUGGAUAUGGCACCAACACGCCCAGCUCCACUUCCUCCUGUUCAUCUCAGGAGAAGCUGCACCAGCUGCCCUUCCAGCCCACGCCGGACGAGCUGCACUUCCUCACCAAGCACUUCAGCUCCGAGAGCAUCACGGACGAGGAGGGACGCCGCUCCCCCGCCAUGAGACCGCGCUCCCGCAGCCUCAGUCCUGGGUCUUCCCCGAGUUGCAUGGAGUCGCACGUGACUCAACUCUCCCCCCUCUUCCAUCUUCCCCCCCCCCCAGCGACGGCUAGAUGGAGAGAGCGCGGGAUGCUCAGCCCUCGGACCCCAGACAAGGUCUGCCCUUCUGGCGACGGGCGCUUCGUGCACCACCAGCUGACGGAGCUGUCCCGAGACUGCCGAGAAAGCCGCGGGGACCAGAUCACCUCGCGCUACUUCUACGAGCUCCAGGAGAACCUGGAGAAGCUGCUGCAAGACGCUCACGAGCGCUCGGAGAGCGUGGAGGUCACCUUCGUCACGCAACUCGUCAGGAAGCUGAUGAUCAUCAUCGCCCGGCCGGCGCGCCUGCUGGAGUGUCUGGAGUUUGACCCCGAGGAGUUCUACCAUUUGUUGGAGGCAGCAGAGGGCCAUGCCAAAGAGGGCCGGCUCAAGAGCGACAUCCCCCGAUACAUCAUCAGCCAGCUGGGCCUCACCAGGGACCCCCUGGAGGAAAUGGCCCAGCUGAGUAGCUAUGACAGCGGGAACCCAGAAACCCCAGAGACAGAUGACUCAGUUGAUGGUCGAAGCACCACGGUCCCAGCACCUCCUCCACAGCCUAAAACCAAAGCCCCUCGAGAGGAAGACUUUGAAAACAUCAAGCUGAUCAGUAACGGAGCCUACGGCGCUGUGUUUCUGGUGCGUCACAAGGAGACCCGGCAGCGUUUCGCCAUGAAGAAGAUCAACAAGCAGAACCUGAUCCUGAGGAACCAGAUCCAGCAGGCCUUCGUGGAGCGAGACAUCCUGACGUUCGCCGAGAACCCGUUUGUCGUCUCCAUGUUCUGCUCCUUCGAGACCAGGCGACACCUCUGCAUGGUGAUGGAGUACGUGGAGGGCGGAGACUGCGCCACGCUGCUGAAGAACAUCGGAGCCCUGCCGGUCGAUAUGGCUCAGAUGUACUUCGCAGAGACCGUCCUGGCGUUAGAAUACCUCCACAAUUAUGGCAUCGUACACAGAGACCUCAAACCAGACAAUCUUCUCAUCACUUCCAUGGGACACAUUAAGCUCACAGACUUCGGUCUCUCCAAGAUCGGUUUGAUGAGUUUGACCACGAACCUCUACGAGGGACACAUAGAGAAAGACACCAGAGAGUUCCUCGAUAAACAGGUGUGCGGCACUCCAGAGUACAUCGCCCCCGAGGUGAUCCUGCGUCAGGGCUACGGGAAGCCGGUGGACUGGUGGGCCAUGGGGGUCAUCCUGUACGAGUUCCUGGUGGGCUGCGCGCCCUUCUUCGGAGACACGCCAGAGGAGCUGUUUGGUCAGGUCAUCAGUGAUGAGAUCAUCUGGCCCGAGGAGGACGAAGCUCUGCCUCAGGAGGCUCAGGACCUCAUCACCAAGCUGCUGCGACAAAAUCCCCUGGAGAGACUGGGCACAGGAAGUGCCUUUGAGGUGAAGCAGCACCCGUUCUUCACAGAGCUGGACUGGAACAGCCUGCUGAGGCAAAAGGCCGAGUUCAUCCCCCAGCUGGAGUCUGAGGACGACACCAGCUACUUCGACACUCGCUCUGACCGGUACCACCAUCUGGAUUCAGAAGAAGAGGACGACACCAACGACGACGAACACGUGGAGAUUCGACAGUUCUCCUCCUGCUCGCCCCGUUUCAGCAAGGUGUACAGCAGCAUGGAGCGUCUUUCUCUGCACGAGGAGAAGAGGACUCCUCCUCCCACCAAACGCAGCCUCAGCGAGGAGGGAGGAGACCGCAUCGACAGCCUCAGCGGACUCAAGUCCAGGGAUCGGUCCUGGCUGGUGGGAUCCCCGGAGAUCCUGCGGAAGCGUCUGUCUGUCUCGGAGUCGUCCCACACGGAGAGCGACUCCAGCCCGCCGCUGACCGUCCGGAGACGCUGCUGUUCAGCCAUCAUCGAGAUGCCCCGCUUCGCCAUCUCCUCGGAGGAGGAGGGGGGCCAAGGUGCGGCUGUGAGUCGUAAGAGUCCCAGUCUGCUGGGUCUGAGCGCGGUGAGGGGUCCGCUCGCCAUCCCGGAGCUCCCGGUGGAGAGAGAGCUGACGCUGGACGAGUCCCCCACCACGCCCAGCUCCACCUGCAGUCAGCUGAGCAGAGCCACGCUCACACCGGGCAGUUCAGGCAGCAACGGCACCGCUGCUAAACCCGACAGCGAUCCUCCCUCCACGCCGAGGGCCAUCAGCGACCUGGCGGCUCGCAGGGCGCGCCACCGCCUGCUUUCCGGAGACGCAGACAAGCACACGGCGAGCUCCGGCUCCAGGCCCCUCAACAAGGUCAUCAAGUCGGCGUCCGCCACCACGCUGUCGCUGAUGAUCCCCGCAGACCACCACGGAGCCUCGCCAUUGGCCAGCCCGAUGUCCCCCCACUCGCUGUCGUCCAACCCGUCGUCGCGGGACUCGUCCCCGAGCCGAGACCUGUCCCCGGCCGUCAACAACGCCAAGCCCGCCAUCGUGAUCCACAGGGCGGGCAAGAAGUACGGCUUCACCCUGAGGGCCAUCCGGGUCUACAUGGGGGACUCGGACAUCUACACAGUCCACCACAUGGUCUGGCAUGUGGAAGACGGCGGUCCGGCCCACGACGCGGGUCUGAGGGAGGGGGACCUGAUCACCCAGGUCAACGGCGAGCCGGUCCACGGUCUGGUUCACACCGAGGUGGUGGAGCUCAUCCUGAAGAGCGGCGGCAAGGUGUCCAUCUGUGCCGUCCCCUUUGAGAACACGUCCAUCAAGGUCGGCCCCGCCAGAAAGACCACCCACAAAUCCAAGAUGGCGAGACGCAACAAGAAGACCAAGACCAAGGAGGGACAGGACAGUAAGAAGAGGACGUCUCUGUUCAGGAAGAUCACCAAGCAGGCGUCUCUCCUCCACACCAGCCGCAGUCUGUCCUCCCUGAACCGGUCCCUGUCCUCUGGGGAGAGCGGCCCCGGAUCGCCCACACACAACAUGUCCCCGCGGAGCCCGACGCAGGGCUACCGGUCCACGCCAGACUCCGCCCACUCAGUUGGCGGAAACUCCUCCCAGAGCAGCUCCCCCAGCUCCAGCGUCCCGAACUCGCCGGCGAGCUCCGGCCACAUCCGGCCCAGCUCCCUGCACGGCCUCGCCCCCAAGCUGCAGCGCCAGUACCGCUCGCCCCGACGCAAGUCCGCCGGCAACAUCCCGCUCUCCCCUCUGGCCCGCACGCCUUCCCCCACCCCUCAGAGCAGCUCCCCGCAGCGCUCCCCGUCCCCCCUGUCCCACGCCCUGGGACGGUCUGCGGCGGGACAGUCCUUCCCCGUGAAGCUGCACUCGUCCCCGCCCCUGGUCCGGCAGAUAUCCAGGCCCAAGAGUGCGGAGCCCCCGCGCUCUCCGCUCCUCAAGAGGGUGCAGUCGGCCGAGAAGCUGGCGUCGUCCCUCACCAACCCCCCCUCGUCGCCCUCUGGGGGGGCGGCGGCGGCGGCGGCGGCAACGGCGGGGGGGGCGGCUGUCGGGAGCCGUAAACACAGUCUGGACAUCUCGCAUUCAGAGUUCAAGAAGGAGAUCCUGCAGAGAGAGCCGAGCCUACAGAGCCUUCAGGAGUCCUCCAGCGAGGUUCUGCUGUCUUCGGCCGGGUGCGGCGUGGAGAAGGGCAGCCUGCAGAAGCACUCCUCCUCAAACCGGAAGCUGGGGCGUCAGGAAGGGGACGGGGCCCUCGGCUCGGCGCCCGGGUCUCUGGGUCUGGCCCCCGGGAAGAGCAAGCUGAAGGACAAGCUGUCGGCCAUCCGGCAGGACCGGGCCGAGCGGAGGGAGUCGCUGCAGAAGCAGGACGCCAUCCACGAGGUGGACUCGUCCGAGGACGAGACCGACGAGGGCUCCGAGGACAGCCAGGACGGACGCAAGGCGGCCACCUUCACCCCUCCCCCCCUGCUGAGGCCCACCACUGUGAGAACGGGGCCCGGAGGCACGCUGCCGUCCCUCUGCCUCUCCCCCUGCACGACUCACGCCACCUUUACCCACACGGGGCCCUCCCAGGGGGGCCGGCCGACCCCCUCGCACCCCCUCUCCUCGGUCACGGAGACGAAGGCCGGGCAGAGCGUCUCCACGCUGGGGGUGAGAGACACGAGGUCUGCGGCAUCCACAGAAGACAGUGCCAGACAAGAGAGGAAGGUUCUGGGCCCAAGUGGUGCCACAAAACCCACUCGGGGCCCCCUUCUCUUCCCCACCCCAGGCAGUGCGUUCAUCUCAGUCGGCAAGGACACUUUCCUAAAGCCAGAUCCUCCAGGAGACUCAAAGAGUCUCAGGGGGAAGGCUGCACCAUCGGAGCCCAGGGCGGAGGACCAAACCCUGGACCGCCCUAGAGCCACAGUCCCCUCUUCCAAGAUCACCACAAAUACUACCGACUGCCUGACCUCCACCAGUACUACAGACUGCCGGACCUCCACCAGUACUACAGACUGCCGGACCUCCACCAGUACUACAGACUGCCGGACCGCUGAGAGCCAAGAGACACCCAGCGCCUCCUGCUCCUCUCCUAGUGUCCCCAAGGAGAAGAAGGAGGCUGACAACAGGAGACUGUGCGCCGUGGCCGCUGCGAGUCUAAAUGCGUCUCCAUCGUCCACUCCUGGUUCUGGCUUUAGUCUCAGCUCCCCAGUCCCAGCCCCUGAGAGCGCCGUGGACAGAGUCGUGUCCCAGCUCACGACGGUAGCUAAGAGCGUUCUGGGUCCCGUCAAACUGAGCGCCGCUGCAGAGAGGAGCCAAAAGGACCAGAAACCAUCCAGAGACGGCACACCAGAAGUCCCACCCAGCGCCCCUCUCUCGUUUCUCUCUAAACAGCUCCACACUCCUCCGUCACCAAACCUUUUGGAGCACCAAAACAGACAGAAAACCGAUCAAGUCGCCCCCCCGAUCACCUCAGCCAAACCCUCGACCCAGAAAGACUUUACCGACCUGCGGCCAUCACCCUGCACCGACCUCCCAGAAAGACCCGCACCAGGGUCUGCAGGCAGGGACAAUGCUGCCCUGCCUGCAUGUGCGCAGCUGGUGGGUGCAGCCGCCCCCCUCAACACAGACCCCAUCGCCUCUGCAGCAUCUGAGCCCCAGCGCAAGAGGCCCAAACCCCAGGCUCCAACCGCCUCCAACGCUGUGACCGCGUCCUCGCAACCAGACAAAGCCACGAGCAAGAAGACGUAGCAGCGAAAACCCGAAUGUGUGAAAUCGCGGUACUCGGCGCUGCCUUCGCUGAGGCUUUUAGGAACUCACUCAAUCUGCAUGUUUGGAAGAAAACACACUAGUAACGUUGCACUUAUCUGAGAGACUUUGACUUUCAAAGCAAAAGACAAAGGUGUAGAGAGACAACGAGACAGAUGUGGUAGUCCUAGUUCCAUUCCAGCUGUUCUGUGCUCCUAAUGUCCAUGUGAGUUAUUUCGGUGUCCUGACUCUUUGGUUCCUGCCUUCAGGCUCAAUGCCUCCAGUUUUUUUGUUGUUGCUUUCUCUCUUUUCAAACAUGCACGAGGCUAGAAAUAAAGAGCUCAGUGGUCCGUGCACGUACAAUAUAAAUGUAGACACAUCACACACACACCUUUUCUCGCUCGCUAUCUUCUGGUGCCAGCCUCAUUACUUUUCACCUUGAUGUUGGCAGAGUCAACGCAGCGCGUGUUCCUCCGACAGAUCAGGACGUGCCUAACUGCACACACACUCCCCCCCCCCCCCCCCCCCCCCCCCCCCCUUCACGUCCUCGCCCCGGCCAGCCACGUCUGGAAGAAGAUUGAUGAGCGUUAAAAUGCGUUAGAGUUUUAAUGGGGCCGAAAUCUGCACCGUCAAAGUGCGCUGAGCACCCGGCUAAUUAGGCCAAAUGAAAUCCUCCUCUGGCUGUAGUCCCUGGUGAUCCCACGCCGCAGGCCUGCAGCGGAGGAGGGGUGUUCCCGGGACUGGUUCAGCAGUUUGAAGAGGUUCCUGGGGAUAGUCGUGCUGACAUAGAUUUGUGUUUGUGCCAAUUUAUCGAGUCUUACUGAAGCUACAGUUUGAACCAGAAACUCGACUUUCCUCCCUCCCACCUGGCUGAAUAUUAAAGAAGCCUCGUGGUCUUGAUUGUACUGCAGCACCAGAUUGUUUUCCUAGAUUUUUGAAUGCAUUUUUGGAUAUGUUCAAGCAUCCAUUUUCUCCAAACUAGCUCAGAUCUUACUCUAGCUCAUCCUUGACAAUGAAUAUCUGGAACUAUUCCUCUAAAGUUAGUUUACUGGUUUGAGGCAAACUUAGAAAGUAGAACCUGCAGUCGAACAUGUUGGGUUUUAAUCUUUUGGACCCUGUUCCAGGUUGUGAAACAGCCAGAUGUGCCGAGCUCUGACCCUGAAGAAACUCCUAUUGAGUGUUUAUUUCUACUCUACUCUGCUUUAUUAGCAAAGAGCAUUGCUAACCGCCUCUUCCAUACACUGCUGGUUGCAUAUCAUACCGCUGUAGCUAUUAAAUGCCCAAAAUCCUAUCCGAACCCAACCGUUAGACGUUGUUUUCUUCUCUUCAUCAGAUGUGUGUUUUCAGCUCUGACUGAUUAUUUUAGAAACACUGUUCUGUUGGACCACCGUCUUUUUAU